UGGAAGCAGACGAUGGCUGGAUCUGGUCGUCGGCUUGUGGUGUUUUUGAUGUUGCCAGCCCUCAUCUGCGGUUACGCUAAGUCUGGUGGAUUUAGAGAUGACGACAUUGUACCAGACGAUUUUGAUGAUUUGUCAGACGCAAAGACAAUACAGGUACUCGCGGGUCAUGGUAGCCGAUCGUCACCAUUUGUCUCUAGGGGAAGGGCUUAUCUGGACAAGUUUCAACGAAUUUUAAUAGACCAAGAGGUUCCCAGGAAAGUCGAGGCACAGAUUAUGAAAGUGCAGCGGAAGCAUGGAAGGGUAUUUCAAGCAUGGCAAAGCUUCGCAGGCUUCACAUAG
Ixodes scapularis (black-legged tick) is the source of this 339-nucleotide messenger RNA. RefSeq lists its product as uncharacterized. The coding region runs from base 13 to 339 and encodes 108 amino acids. The transcript is spliced from 6 exons. NCBI's taxonomy places the organism in Eukaryota, Metazoa, Arthropoda, Arachnida, Ixodida, Ixodidae. The record is from RefSeq and is a predicted model, not a curated record.